Messenger RNA from Lathyrus oleraceus (garden pea), 1062 nucleotides. RefSeq lists its product as uncharacterized. The record is from RefSeq and is a predicted model, not a curated record. The coding region runs from base 1 to 1062 and encodes 353 amino acids. The transcript has 3 exons. Gene Ontology annotation, molecular function: nucleic acid binding; zinc ion binding. NCBI's taxonomy places the organism in Eukaryota, Viridiplantae, Streptophyta, Magnoliopsida, Fabales, Fabaceae.
AUGGACAAGUAUUUCUCAUCAAGUGCUAGAUCUGAGAAAAAAGCUCAAUUCCUCAGACUUUACCAAGGUAAUAUGACUAUCUCUGAGUAUGCUGACAAAUUUAACUCACUAGCCAAAUAUUUCCGCUAUUUUCGUGACCAUGUGGAUGAGAACUAUAAGUGUGAGAGGUUUGAGCAAGGACUCAGAUAUGAGAUUAAGGAAUCUGUGGAGCCCUUGGAGAUUCGUCAAUUCCAAGUGCUAGUGGAGAAAUGUAAAAAGGUGGAGCGGAUGAAGCAAGGACGUCCGAAUAGAUGGGUUGCUGGAGGAUCGUCUAGACACCAGGGACAUCAUGACCGCAAUAAAAGGGGAAAGCAACAACAACCAUACACCCGACCUCAAAGGAAUGGAAGAGACCAUCCUCAAACGCAGUUCAAGGGAGGUCAGAGACCACAAAAUUCAAGUAGUAUUCGCUGCUACAACUGUAAUAAGGAGGGACAUCGACCGGGGCAUUUUGCUAGGGAUUGUCGAGCACCAAGUAGAGAUCAUGUUCCAUCUACCAACAACAAUAAGAAUGAUAUUUGCCCUACUGCUAAGGGACGUGUUUAUCACAUUGGAGAAGAGGAAGCUUUGAAUGCCUCAGGAUUAAUCCAGGGCGAGUGUGAAAUUGCAGACAAACUAUUUCUAAUAUUAUUUGAUUCUUCUGGUGCUACUCAUUCUUUCAUCUCUAUGGAGUGUGCAAAUUAUGUACAACUACUUGUUACUUCACUACCUUUUGAUUUGGUGGUCACAAUACCAUCUUCUCAACCUGUAAUACUUAAUGAAGCUUGCUUAGAAUGCCCCUUAACUAUCUUGGGCAUAAAAUUCAAAGUCGACCUGGUUUGUAUUCCCCUAAAACAUAUGGGAGUGAUCCUUGGGAUGGACUGGUUAUCUAGUCAUCAUGUUCUUUUGGAUUGUGCUCGAAAGUCUAUAAUCUUUCCAGACCCCGAUGUUUCUCGAUUUCUAAAUAGCAACCGAUUGAAAAUUUCUUUGAAGGGAGGCAUCCAGAAGUAUGUGUUCUUAAAUUAUGUCAGCAUGAAUCCAUAA